This is a messenger RNA of Clarias gariepinus (North African catfish), 3473 nucleotides long. It is a transcript of the gene lpgat1, whose product is annotated as lysophosphatidylglycerol acyltransferase 1. The coding region runs from base 619 to 1749 and encodes 376 amino acids. The transcript is spliced from 8 exons. Gene Ontology annotation, cellular component: endomembrane system. The record is from RefSeq and is a predicted model, not a curated record. Lineage: Eukaryota; Metazoa; Chordata; Actinopteri; Siluriformes; Clariidae. Gene Ontology annotation, molecular function: acyltransferase activity.
AGAAGAAGAAGACCGUUGCGUUUUUUGCUCGACGCUCUUCCAUCUGCAGGAGUCUCAGCUUUUUUCUUCCAUAGAAUGGAAAUAAGGAAUUAGUCAGACAUAAUUAGUAGUAUUUUUAUGUGAUACGGUAGGAGUUUUAUCGGGGCGGCGAGAAAUAACUGAAUUGUUCCUUCGUUUGUUAGUAUUAUUAUUAGUAUAUAUGUUUUUUUCCUUCGCGCGACCUCGUAGUGUUUUGGAGGGGAUUCGACAUCCAAGUUGGAGGCCAGAGAGGAGAUUCAUUCAUCUGGUUUAUUUCCUGCUCAGCCCUCGGUGUUACUCCAGCGGUAUUGAUUGAUUAAUCGAUGCUUUUGAUUGAUCGAUCGAUCGAUCGAUCGAUUGAUUGACUCGAAGCAGAUGCAGCGGGAAGGGCUCGUGCACGCCGGCGUGGUUGACAUGGCAACGACUUCUUCUGUGGCCCGGAUUAUUUAGAUGUAUGAAAAAAAAGACCUCGAUUUUAUAAGAACCACCGUAAUCUCCAUGUGACUUUGCAUCGGUGUGUAGUUUAGCCCAGCUCUCCUCAGCUGGCUCUUUUCUCUUCUCACCCGUCCGGCAUUUGCACCCACUUGUGCUCGUAGCAGAAUGGCCCCGCUGGUUGAAGAGCUACGCAGACUGAGCUGGAUCCUCGCCAUAGCUCUGCUGCGCUUCACCUUCAUGUUCAUCAACAACUGCGUGGCGAUUCCAUCCUACUGCUUGUACCUGAUCGUCUUGCAGCCGCUCAGGGUGGUGCACAGCUCCGCUUUCUGGUACGUCGAGGGCGUCAUGUUCCGGUGGCUCCUCGCCAUGGUGGCGUCAUGGGGCUGGUGUGCAGGAUACACAGUGACAGAAUGGGGCGAUGACGUCAGGCCGAUAUCUGAAGAUGAAGCCAUGGUCAUCGUCAACCAUCAGGCCACCGGGGACGUCUGCACUCUAAUGAUGUGCCUGCAGGAUAAAGGAACGGUGGUGCGGAAGAUGAUGUGGUUAAUGGACCAUGUGUUUAAAUACACUAACUUUGGCCUGGUGUCUCUGAUCCAUGGAGAUUUCUUCAUCAGACAGGGCAAAGCACAUCGGGACAAGCAGCUUAUUUACCUGAAGAGUCACCUGGACAAGUAUUACUACAGCCGAGACAGGAAGUGGAUUGUUCUGUUUCCUGAGGGCGGCUUCUUGAGGAAAAGGCGAGAGACGAGUCAGUCGUUUGCCAAGAAGAACGAUUUACCCCACUUAACACAUGUCACGUUGCCGCGUCUCGGGGCCACUCAGGUAAUCCUGAAGACACUUGGACCACAGCAAGAGAAUGGCAUGCUGGGAAACGACACCGGCUCGUCAGCACAGAAAGAUAGUAAACCUAGAGGUCUGCAGUGGGUAGUGGAUGUGACAGUAGCAUAUCCUGAGGCCCAACCCAUGGACAUCCAGACGUGGAUUUUUGGCUACAGAAGUCCCACAGUCACACACGUGCACUACAGGAUCUAUCCGGUAAGAGAGGUGCCAGUCGAGACGGAAGCUCUCACAUCCUGGCUCUAUCAGAGGUUUGUGGAGAAGGAAGAACUUCUCGAUCACUUCUAUCAGACAGGAACGUUUCCUCCAUCGAAAGGUCAGAAGGAGGCCGUUUCCCGGGCGAUGACCCUGGAUUUGCCGUGGCUGUGUGCAGUCCAGUCAUUUGCCUUCAUCUCGGGCUACAUGUGGUACAACAUCCUUCAGUACGUCUACUGCUGGUCCUGCUCGCUGCUGUGGUGAAGAGAGAGACGGGGAAAGGGAAGGAAAUAAGUGCGAUGAUAGAGGAAGGAGGAAUAGCCAUCGAUGCCGAUCUUGGAUCUGUAGAAACACAGAUGCCGUCUUAACUCGCUGGAUGGCACGAUGAUCACGGAGAAAACUUGUAUUUGAUUCUAAAUCCCAAACCUGCAUCCCAUCUGGGCACAUGCAUACAAACACACCUAUACACACACACAGACACACACACACAUGCAGUACUGCAGUAUGAACAUACAUUCAAUGAAAUAGGUGAACAGUGACAUCAUGUUUACACAUAUAAACACACACACACACACACACACACACACACGUCCAUAUAAAUAAAUGAAUAUAUAUAUAGUUCUAUAUCUCAAUGUUUACUCAUGCACAUGCUGACACAUCAAGAUUUAAUUUGAAUUCCAAUCAUAAAUUAGGCUCAGGAAUAAGCCAAUUUCAUCCACCUGCCAUCUGUUGUAACACUGUCCUGCUUACGUCUAUGUCGCGAGGAGAACGUCAAGGAACCCAAAAAGGAUUGUGCUCCGGACUUUCUGUAGUCGUUUCUGUCCUCCUCUCUCUCUCUUUCUCUCUCUAUUUUCUCCCCCGCUGUUCCUUCAUUGUCCCGUGUGCUCUGUCUUUUUUCGUCUCUGUGUCUAGACAGUAUUGCAAUUCGCUCACGUUUACACUGGACGCUUAGACAUCGCCGGAUGAGCUCCGGUUCACCUCCCGUCUCAGUAGGGGAACUUCUUUUUUUUUUUUUUUUUUUUUUCUCUUCUCCUGUUCCACAUCUCCCACAUUUCAUAACACUGAACUGCUUUCUAGUAGAGAUAAAACUUCUCUUUGUCACCCUAGUUGAAACAUGUCGGUGUUUUACAGAUAUAAUUAAGCCAUAUGCUUUGUGUGUGAGGACUGAAAAUGGAAAGGACUCAAUGUUGACUGAAUGAAGUAAGAAAUUGGGCCCUGGGUAUCAUUACUGUACAUUUAGAACAGCGUAACCUGCCGAAGUGUGCCGGUCAACGUUUUUUUUUGGUUGUUUGUUUUUCCCUCCUCUCCCUUGUUUAAUGUUGUUUUGUUUUUUUUGUCUCAGCGCUCACUGCGAAACACUGUUUAUUUUAAUUUUGUUCUUUUUUAUUAUUAUUAUUAUUAUUAUUAUUACUACUACUACUAAUGUGAACAUUUGGUAUUAUAAGCGCUGAGAUCGAAGCAAUUUCGUGACUGCAGCAUUUCAGUUGUUUUUAGUUUCAAAUAUCCUGAAUGUUAAAGAUGAAUGGAUAAAAAAAAAAAAACAUAACAGUACCCCGCUGAACUGGUGUUUCUAGGAAUUUCUUUUUCUGCAGUUUGAAGAAACAUAGACAGUGGUGUGUGAGCCUGAAUAGCCUGACUGACUGCAGUUUACUCUAUAUUACUGCAACUCGUUUAGUUCUUUUCACAUCAAGGAGUAGUUAUUAUUUUUAUUAUUAUUAUUAUUAUUGAUGAUGGCUGUUAGGACAGAGCUGUCUGUUUGGCUCAUAACAAAGACCUUCUGCUUUCCGUCUUCUGUAAGGAAAUCUGACCCCGUUUUUCACCCCUGACUCACAGUUCAGCUAAAAAUGAAAUGCACACAAGGUUCUCCAUCCUGGCUAAUGCAGUCGAUUAGCCACGACUAGUUUGUCGUCUGAAGUUUGCUUUGUAAGUCAAGUCGUAAUGAUUUCUCAUUCGUAACAAGUGUAUGCUUAUGGUGAGGCUCGGGGGGG